Lachancea dasiensis is the source of this 1149-nucleotide messenger RNA. NCBI's taxonomy places the organism in Eukaryota, Fungi, Ascomycota, Saccharomycetes, Saccharomycetales, Saccharomycetaceae. The record is from the annotation of a GenBank genome assembly.
AUGGACAUUAAAACCAAGACUUUGCCGUUGUACUCUGCACAGCAGCUUAAAGAGCAUAAUACCCAACAGGAUUGUUGGGUUUCGCUGGAUGACCGCAAAAUCUACGACGUCACAUCAUUUCUGGAAGACCACCCAGGUGGCGCACAAUUGAUCGUGGACUACGCCGGCAAAGAUAUCACUGAAAUCAUGAAGGAUGUGGCAUCGCAUGAACACUCGUUCACUGCGUACGAAAUACUUGAUGACAGCUAUUUGGUGGGCUACCUGGCCACGCCGGAAGAGGAGGCCAAGCUGUUGAAAGGCUCUGCUACCAAUGAACAGAUGGAGGUCAAGCUGGAGGACGAGUACGAUUCCACUGUUUUUGUGCCCGAAGUGCCCGCUGCGGAGAAACUUAGCAUCGUAACGGACUUUUCGCGUGACUACACCCGUCACAAGUUUCUGGAUUUGAACAAGCCUUUAUUGAUACAAAUGCUACGUGCGGAUUUUACGAAAGAGUUCUACCUGGAUCAGAUCCACCGUCCUCGUCAUUACGGGCGUGGCUCGGCGCCAUUAUUUGGAAAUUUCUUGGAGCCGCUUUCUAAGACAUCCUGGUACGUGAUCCCCAUUGUGUGGCUCCCAGUAAUUCUAUACCAUAUUAUCACGGCUUUCCAGAAUAUGAACCAACCUUUUGCAGCGUUUCUGUUCGCUGUGGGUCUCUUCGUGUGGACCCUCAUCGAGUACGGAAUGCAUCGUUUUAUCUUCCACUUGGAUGAGUAUCUGCCAAAUAACCAAAUUGCUUUCACCCUCCAUUUCCUUUUGCACGGCGUCCAUCAUUACCUUCCAAUGGACCGCUACAGAUUGGUGAUGCCACCCACCUUGUUUGUGUUGUUGUGCACUCCCUUCCACAAGUUAGUAUUUGCCAUUUUGCCUUAUUACUGGGGAUGUGCCGGAUUCGCCGGUGGUAUGUUUGGCUAUAUGUGCUAUGACUUGACGCAUUAUUUCCUUCACCAUGCCAAGCUUCCUAGCUAUUUGCAGAAACUAAAGAAAUACCACAUGGAGCACCACUACAAGAAUUACGAGUUAGGGUUUGGCGUGACUUCUUGGUUUUGGGAUAAAGUUUUUGGCACUUAUUUAGGAGAUGAUGCUCCAUUGUCCAAGAUGAAGUUUGAGUAA